Oncorhynchus masou masou (cherry salmon) is the source of this 1011-nucleotide messenger RNA. Its product is annotated as histone-lysine N-methyltransferase PRDM9-like. The transcript is spliced from 3 exons. Lineage: Eukaryota; Metazoa; Chordata; Actinopteri; Salmoniformes; Salmonidae. Gene Ontology annotation, biological process: regulation of transcription by RNA polymerase II. The record is from RefSeq and is a predicted model, not a curated record. Gene Ontology annotation, molecular function: DNA-binding transcription factor activity, RNA polymerase II-specific; RNA polymerase II cis-regulatory region sequence-specific DNA binding. The coding region runs from base 1 to 1011 and encodes 336 amino acids.
AUGUUGAGAGUGUUUCUCAACCAGCGGUUAACUGUGGCUGCUGAGGAGAUAUUCGGGGCAGUUGAAAAAACGAUAGCGGAGUACCAGGAAGAGGUUUCUGACCUCCAGCAGCUCAGUGUAUUGGAAGAGGAGGUUCACCCUGAGCAGCAGCCGUGUGAGCAGGAUUGGAGCCGUAGUCUUGGACAGGAGGACAGCGAGCCCAUAUGGAUAAAAAAGGAGCAGGAGGAACUCAAAAAGCAACUUCAGUGGCUGGAGUCUGACACCAGAGAGUUCAUACUUGAUCCUUUCUGUGUAAGUGAUUAUGAUCAGGACCCAACUCAGUCCGUGCAAAUCCAAAGUGAGGAAAAUAGGGAGAGAGACUCUCAACCAAACAUUGUAACUGGACAGAUAAAAACAGAAUCUGAUGGAGAGAACUACAGAAUAUCAGAACCAACCUGUUCUUCAGCUCAGAGUAAAAAUAGUGAACAUGUCAAUGGGAUGGAAAGCAAAAGAGCGCAGUCUGUUUUAAAGUCACACAAACCAAAGACCAGAAGAAAACAAAAAAGGAAACAAACUUAUAGCAGUGCAAAUGGCAUGAAAUGUACUCUAUGUUCUUGUAAGGUUUGUGGGAGGUCUUUUCGGUACAAGCGUCCCUUUUUUAAUCAUGUGCAAAGUCAUGCACAUAUAGAGGAUAAAGAACAUCUCUGUGGUGUGUGUGGAAAGCACCUAGAUUCUAAAGAGAGUAUGAAGGAUCACCUCCAAACUCACGUCGUAGCUGAGCCUGAGUUUUGUCAUGUAUGUGGUAAAAUGUUCACCACGAAGCUUAGGCUGAUAAAGCAUAUGAGGGUUCACACAGGAGAGAAACCAUAUCGCUGCGAUGAUUGUGGCAGGUGUUUCAGUGAUGCUGCCAAUUUGAUCGGACACAAAAGGACUCACACCGGUGAGAAACCAUAUCGCUGUUGGCUGGGCUCCCUGCCUGUGCCAUUAAACCCCUACAACUCAUCCAGAACGCCGCAGCCCCAGCUGAUGUGA